Messenger RNA from Echinops telfairi (small Madagascar hedgehog), 2141 nucleotides. It is a transcript of the gene ASTL, whose product is annotated as astacin like metalloendopeptidase. Gene Ontology annotation, molecular function: zinc ion binding; metalloendopeptidase activity. The record is from RefSeq and is a predicted model, not a curated record. The coding region runs from base 29 to 1330 and encodes 433 amino acids. Lineage: Eukaryota; Metazoa; Chordata; Mammalia; Afrosoricida; Tenrecidae. The transcript is spliced from 9 exons. Gene Ontology annotation, biological process: proteolysis.
CUUGCUGAGGGGGCAGUGGGUGCCCACCAUGGAAAGCGCUGCCAGCCUCUGGCCCUGGGUGCUGGGUCUGCUAUGCCUGCCAGGCUUGACCCUCGGAGUGCCCUCCAUCUCCAGCUGCCCAGGAACUUCUUGUGAUACCAACUCCUUAGAAGAGACCCAGGGGCCCGGGGACAAGGACAUCCUUGCGAUUAACCAAGAGCUCUUCCCAGAGGAAGCCCCUGAGAACAGCUUUCUCCUCGAGGGGGACAUCAUCCGGCCGAGCCCCUUCCAGCUGUUCUCCGCUACCAGUAACAAGUGGCCCAAGAGCAGCAAUGGACUUGUGGAGAUCCCCUUCCUGCUCUCCAGAGACUACAAUGAACCCAGCCGGCAAGUCAUCCUGAAGGCAUUUGCCGAGUUUGAGCACCUGACCUGCAUCAGGUUUGUCUCGUACAAGGGCCAGAGAGACUUCAUUUCCAUCGUCCCCAUGUCUGGGUGCUUCUCGAACGUGGGGCGCAGUGGCGGCAUGCAGGUGGUGUCCCUGGAGCCUGUCUGUCUCCAGCAAGGCCCGGGCAUUGCGCUGCAUGAGCUUAUGCACGUGCUGGGCUUCUGGCACGAGCACGCCCGGGCCGACCGGGACCGCUACAUCCGUGUCAACUGGAACGAGAUCCUUCCAGGCUAUGAAAUCAACUUCCUCAAAUCUCAGAGCAGUAACAUGCUGGUGCCCUACGACUACUCCUCAGUGAUGCACUAUGGGAGGCUUGCCUUCAGCCGGCGUGGAAUCCCCACCAUUAUCCCACUCUGGGACCCGAGUAUCCCCAUUGGCCAGCGAUGGAACCUGAGCGCCUUGGAUAUCAAACGGGUCCUUAGGUUUUACGACUGCAGACCCAGUGGCUACAGCUCCCCUGGCAGAGGUUCUCAGGCACAUGGCAGCGGUGGGAGCCCCACGCCUGCCCCCAGGUCGUCCUUGCAGAGGCUCCUGGAGGCGUUGCUGGUGGAAUCCAGGAGCCCCCAGCCCAGUGGAGCUAAGGCUGGAGGCCAGCGGGUUGCGCCAGGAUCCGGAGAGAACUCACCUGGGCAGGCGCCCUCUACUGGGGAGAAAUUCGGCGUAGGGGACCCUGAGAGGCUCUCUCAGUCCCUGGCUUCCAGCUCCCUCUCAAGGCCUGGAGCAGACGCUCCUGGCAUUGUUCCAGAGAGGUCUUGGUUAGCCCAAGUGCCCAUUGUUUCCUCUGCCCCGUCUCUCGAAGCAGAAAGUCAGGCUGCUUUGGGGAGUCCAGCUCUGUCAGGAGGCCAGGCACCUGGAAAUCACUUGAGGGGGAUGCCCAGAGGUCAAACCUGUGGCGUUUGUCCGUAGGUGGGCAGGGGAGCUUCUGUCCAGAGAAGUGGUAAUGCCCAUCUCCAACCCUCACCCUCCCUUGGCCCAUCUGGCAGCACCCCUGGUCUUCCAGCCCGGUCUGCCCACCACCUCAGACAUAGAACCUUCCCCAGCACCCUCAGUCUGUUUUAGGGGAAGGCAGGCCCAUCACGAGAUGUGUGGCUCUGCCUGCCCUCUCUGCCCUCGAGGAUGUUGGGAUGGGGGGUGACAUUUCUCCAGCACCGGGGACAGCAGGUCCUGCAGGAUGGGGAUGAGGCAGGAACCAGUGCUUUAGCUCCCUGGGAGCCUUUGUCUUUCCCAAGUCAUGUGGACUAAGGGUGCUGAUCCACACCUUCCACAGGACCAGGACUGGAGUCCAAAUGUGGGGUGGGGUUGGGGGGGGGGGAUGAGGAGCCAGGAGAGGGAUCCUGCCAGGACUGCCCAUAUGUAGAGGACUGAAGCCCAUCUCCACCCCAAUGGCCACUAUCUACAUUCUCAUCCCAUCUCAUUCCCUAGGGCUAGGCAGAAGGCUCUUAAAAGCAGGGGAGAGGGGAAGGAGGAAGGUGAAGCCUCUCACCUCCCUGCACAUGUCCCCCCAGUCAAUCAGUUUCUACAGUUCCUGUCCUUUCUCUGAAGGUCACUCCAGUUGUGGAAAGUUUCCAGCAGGACCCACCUCCUCCUGCCCAGUGUCUUGUGGCCAGUCAGAAACCAGUGGAUGUUCUUUGGGGUGGGAGGGGAGCAGCAGCUAGUACCCAGUCCCAGUGGGGGCAGGGUAUCAGAUGUUUGGGGCAGAAAUAAAAAUGGUGUCCUU